UAAAAAUUUUCUGAAAUAUAAGAAAUACAAUUAGAAAGAUAUUGGAGAAAUAUUAUUAAGAAUGACGCAAUCUCAACAAAUAAUUGAAGAAUUAUAUGAUGCUUACACAAAAACCGCUGCUAAUAUCAUUGUUUAUUAUGAAGGUAAUGAAAUGGACGAGAAGUUAAAAGAACUAAAAUGUAUAGUAAACAACAAUAGUGUUCAAGAUAAAAAGUUAAGGUUAUUCAAGGAAAGGAAGAAUCAAUUAUUAAAUUUAAAUAAUGAUGAUGAUAAUGAUGACUAUCAUACGGAGCAGAGUAAUAAUGAAAACCGCUUGAAUGAAUAUAGACUAAUUCUCUCUGAGACUGAUAAUAACACAUCGAAAGAUGAUAAACUUAUAGAAUUUAAUAAACAUGUAGAAGCACUGUUAGAUGGAGUAGCACAAAAAGAAAAUGAUACAGAUGCAGAAAUACAGUUAAAAGGGGGCUAUGUUAAUGUAAUUGACCCAAUCUCUAAGAAGAGAAUUGUGGAUCCUGUGAAGAAUACUAUAUGUGGUCAUACUUAUGAUCAAGAAAGUAUUAUGCAGUUAUUGAAAAUUAAUAAGAAGACAAGAUGUCCCGUUAUAGGUUGCAAAAGUACAGAAUUUGUACAACUUUCGCAACUUCGUCCAGACAUUGUAACGAAAACAUAUCUAGAGAAGCAUCCAGAAUAAGGUUUUGUGAUAAAUGUAUUACAAACUAAAUAUUUAAAUGAUACAAUAUUUUGCAACAUGAUAAAUAUGAUCUAAGAUUUAAUGUUUACACAUCAUUAAAACAAAAAUAAAAACUGCACAUGAUGUUUCAUGUAUCUGAAUACAAUACGUGAUUUAAUGUGGCAUAUUUCGCAUUGCAAACAUAUUUUUGUGAUUAAAAACUCUGUAAGAAUAUUGGCUCAGGGCCAAAACAUUGUUAUGAGAACUUAUUUUAGGUAACAAAUAGCAAUUUAAAAAUGUAUCUUUUAGAGUGGUAUAGAUAUAGCGUAUUUUUUAUCAAAUAAAUUGAAUGUAUAAUUUAUGUUUAUUAAAAUUAUUAUGAAAAGAAAAAUAUUUUUAUAUAAAAGAUUAUAAAAUAAAUUUCUCAUAAAAUUUCUAUGUCUUUCAUAUUUUUAGAGAACAAUGUAUAGUAUACAUAGUGCCAAUAAAUUAUUGAAAACGAAACAACUUCAA
Messenger RNA from Bombus terrestris (buff-tailed bumblebee), 1183 nucleotides. RefSeq names its product E3 SUMO-protein ligase NSE2. Gene Ontology annotation, biological process: protein sumoylation; double-strand break repair via homologous recombination. The record is from RefSeq and is a predicted model, not a curated record. Bases 62 to 691 code for a protein of 209 amino acids. Lineage: Eukaryota; Metazoa; Arthropoda; Insecta; Hymenoptera; Apidae. Gene Ontology annotation, cellular component: nucleus; Smc5-Smc6 complex. Gene Ontology annotation, molecular function: SUMO ligase activity; zinc ion binding. The transcript has 5 exons.